This is a messenger RNA of Dibothriocephalus latus, 486 nucleotides long. The record is from the annotation of a GenBank genome assembly. NCBI's taxonomy places the organism in Eukaryota, Metazoa, Platyhelminthes, Cestoda, Diphyllobothriidea, Diphyllobothriidae.
AUGACAACCGAAGAGCUAAAAGCCGAAUAUUUCCUUGUUAAUUUUCCAGCCUUUGAUAACAUAUGGUGUAAAUACUGCUUUUCUUACGGGCGUGACUGGACUAUCGUGGCUGGCAUUGAUGAAGGCAUAACGCAAACGUCCGUGAAAAGUUCCUCUGAUGAACAUGACCUUAUUCUGAACUUUCCUAUCGAAAUAUCUUGGAGAUCGACUAACCCUUCAGGAUGGCCACAGAUAGCCGUACAUGCAUACGGCGUCGAUGCACUCGGAAAAGAUGUUGUCCGAGGCUACGGAGCGGUUCAUGUGCCAAUGCAGCCAGGGAGGCAUCGUCGAAGAAUUGCUAUGUUUACGCCAGAGUCCUCCUCUCAACUUAUGGCGUUGAAUGCGUGGUUCACUGGCAAACGUCCGGAGUUUGUUAGUCCAAAAGUCGUUACGACUGGCGAGGGGCGCGAAGGUAAGCAUACACUUUAUACGCUUAUAAAUAGAUAA